AUCAACCGACGCUGAUAACUAAUGGCAGAUCAUAACAAUUUAUUAAGUAAACAAUUACGAAAAAUAUGCUUUCACGAUUUGCUUAUCACAGUACUGACUUCCGAGCACCGUGAGAAUGAAGCUACUUCUAGAAUUAUGUUUAUUUUUAGCGGGGACGUAUGGAUCAUCCAUUGCAUAUCCACAAGAAAUCGAACCACAGUUCGGCUGUUCAGAGACGGACAUCGAUGGAGCAUGUCACAUCAAAGAGCUCACGAUAGAUUCCACCGAUUCCCAUGAUGGAUCAUCCUUUCCGGAAGUAUCUGUGCUUUACCUGGAUAAAUGCAAAUUCGAUAUCUUCUCUCCACAAAUAGCCGACAAAGUCCAUAACACCACCGAGAGUCUGUUCAUCUUGGAUGGACACGUCCCGAAAGUGUACCUCAAGCCAACGCUCAAAUUCUUCACCGAUCUACGCGCCGAAACAGUUGAAAUUCUAAUCGACCCGUUCGACAAUAUCCAGUUGGAACUUUUCGACGUCGAAGGACUACUUCGUGCUAUUCCGAAGAACGUUCGACACUUGAAAAGUCUCGUCACCUUGGAUCUGUGCGAAAAUGAAAUCGAACAGUGCGAUCUAAACCAGCUGAAAGGGCUAGAACGACUGAGAAAGGUGAAUUUGGGUCACAAUCGGAUCGGCUCGGUUACCACCACGGGUAAAGUGAAUCUCCCCAAUCUGGAAGAGUUGUUUCUUCACGAUAACCAGAUGGAAGCGCUGGAUCUAACUGAUCUGAAAGCAGAUCGUUUGAAGCGAUUGUAUUUAUCACAAAAUCAUUUGGUUAGAAUCGAUGGAUUUCCAGAGAGAUAUAAGCAGCUACAACGGGUGGAUUUGUAUCAGAACAAAUGGGACUGUGAGUGGUUGGAAGGGACGUUGGAUGCUUUGAGAGAUGCUGAGGUGGAAAUUUUAAGUUUUUUGCCGGGGAAGGUAUGCGACGAGAGAGGAAGCGUCAAAGUCACCGUCAUCGAAUGUCAACGGAUCACAUCCUAGUCUUAAAUCUGAGCUGUCUGAAACUUAUAUCGUGGAUUAGUUUCAUAUAAAAUAAUUAUGUAGUGAGACCAAAUAAUUGUGUACUGAAAGGAAUUACAUUUUAAUCAAUUACGAUAAAAAAAAAUCAUCCAUCACCGCAUUUCUAAAUUUCUUUCACAUUAAGCAUAGUUUUUCAUUUACAUAAUACUUAAAAGCAAUUUCUAAAAUACAGCUAAUGAGAUUUGUUAAAACAAACGCAACAAGGCACAACAAACUGAUAUCCACCAUAGGUGACUGCUGUAAUUGGCAAUUUAAACGAAGCACACUCACAGAGAGAGCAUAGAAAAACAACUUGACAAACACGUAACAAAGUCAAACAGUUCAACAGAAACAGCUGUAAGUAGUUUGGGGUGUUAAUCUGGGUGGCACCUAACUCGCACUCUAGCCUUUCUCGUUAGUGCACUGUCACGGUAAAUUCCAUUCAUCUCACCGGCGAGGGCCACGCUGGAACCGACGUUGCGGGCCAGUUGGCUCGGUUUGUGCCGGAUGCAGCAGCACAGCUGCUGGAGCCCCGGCACUCCGUGCAGCACCAGGAUGAAUCCGGACCGGAAGCGGGCGUUCAUGUAGCAGUAGAUGAUCGGAUUGUAGCAGCUGUGCGACAUGGCCAGCCAGUGGAAGGCGAACCACACGUACGGCAGCAGGUCCCAGCUGUCGUCCACGUUCACGAUCUGUUGGAUGAAGGAGGAUUUGGUGGAACAAU
Molecule: messenger RNA, 1757 nt
Organism: Armigeres subalbatus
Lineage: Eukaryota; Metazoa; Arthropoda; Insecta; Diptera; Culicidae
Exons: 2
Coding region: 116-1018 (300 amino acids)
Cellular component (GO): extracellular matrix
Molecular function (GO): protein binding
Source: RefSeq, a predicted model, not a curated record